AUGUUUAAAAUAUAUCAAUUUUUUAUAAAGUUCUUUUUUCAUCCUGAAGAAUCAGCUGAAUUAGAACCAAAAAAAAUUAUGAAUUUAUGGACAUUAACUUUUACAAAUCAUGAUUUGGAAGAAAAAUAUUCAAAUAAAGAAAAAUAAAGAAUCAUAGUGUUGUUUCGACUAUAGUACUUAAUCCAUUUCCUCAUUAAUGUUAUCUAUUUUGUAAACAAUCAAUUUUUUUUGAAAAAUUAUUAAGUUGCUUAUUUUAGAGUGGCAUUUUGCUUUUGGCAUAUAAUUUGCAUGAUAUUGUAAGCUAAUAUAAAAAGAAUCCAUUAUAAAUCAUUCAUAGCAAUUUCUGAAUUUUUAAGUUGUGUAAUAACAAUUCUGAUUGCUUAUGUUUAUGUGUAGGAUUAAUUGAUUAAUAAAUAAUGUGGCAAAUAAACAACUUAAUAAGCUGUAAGUAGCGGAAUAUAAAGUGGAUUGUUAAUUAUUAGUUAUUUACUUGUUUGCCCUUUAUGGUUCAUUUAAGGAUUAAUAUUGAUAGCAGCAACAAUUUUAUUUAUUGGAAUGAUGGGAAAUCUGGGGUCAAUUUACUGGACAUUCUAUGUUCUAUUAUUAAUGAUGCUGGUAUUCUUCAGAUUUCUUGAAUAUUACAAAAGAAUAGAUUUCUAUACAAUUUGCUAAUAGACUUCAAAUUUGCAUGCAUGCAAGAACAUCUUCGACAAAACAGUUCCAAAUUCUAUAUUAAUAUUAACUGAGAACAAUGAUGAUUUAUAAGAUUCCACAAAUUAGGGUAAAGAAAUGAAGUUAAUAUAUAGUAAUGAUUUUGCAAUUAAAUACUUAUAAGUUUCAGAUGAAAAUGAAGUUAUCAAGAAAUUAAAAAGCAUUUUCAUAUAAACAGAAUAAGAAUCUGAAUAAGAGACUUAUAAUUCUUGUGUAAGUAUUUAUGAUGUCUUAUAUUAAAAAAUGGGACAAUUUGAGGAAUAAUUUAUACAAUAAUUAUAGACAAAUAGAACUACAUUGAUUUAAAAUGAAUACGAUAUAUCAGAUUUUAGUGACUAUUUUUUAUGUUUUCGAUUCGAUUCAUAAAGUAAAGUGGCAUUAUCUUAAAAAUAAUAAUUAAAAAUAAAAUCCCAUUUUGAAAUCAGAGUAUUGCAUUGUAUUUGGGAAAACAAACAUUCUAUAUUAGUAAUAAUGAAUGAUAUUUCGGAGAAGAUAAGAUUGAAGCAUUUAAAAGAAUUGGAUCAAUAUAAAGAUAGAUUAUUAGCUACAGUAUCUCAUGAUUUAAAGACUCCAUUAAACGGAAUGAUGAUUGAUAUAAGCAUUAUGCAAAAUAUUUUGUAAUAGAAAUCAAGUAUUACACAUGGAAAUAUUGAAUAACUUUGUGGUCAUCUCGAUGAGUUUAAUCAAUCAGGUUAAUUGUUACUGUCCAUGAUUAAUGACUUACUUGAUUAUAGCUAAAUCAAUAAAGGGUAUUUAAGGCUGAUACCAAAACCAUUCAAUUUGAACAAUACUUUUAAAUUCGUUAACUCAUUAUUACUUAGAUAAUCUAAUGAAAAGGGAGUCUAAUUGAUUUGGAAAAAUCACAUUGAUCCUGAUCAUUCUGAGUUGUUCACUGAUGAAAAUAGAUUAAAAUAAGUAUUAAUUAAUUUAGUUGCUAAUGCCAUUAAAUUUACAAUGUAGGGUGAAAUUGUAAUUACAGCUAAUUAGUCUAAUGAAAAUGAUGUAAUCGAAAUUUCGGUUUCUGAUACAGGGUAUGGAAUACCUGAAGAUAUAUAAAAAAAUCUCUUUAGAUUAUACAGCACUUUUGACAUUGGAAAUAACAAUAGACAUGGUGUUGGUUUGGGAUUAACUAUUAGUUAAUAACUAGUAUCUUUACUAGGGCCAACUGAUAAAAUUGAGUUGAAAUCUUAAGUGGGCAAAGGAUCUACAUUUAAAUUCAUCAUUUUUAGAAAAUUACAGUAAUCCUUAGAAAAUUCAUUAUAGGAAUUGGAUUUAAAUGAAAAAUAAGUAGUUCCGAGGUUCCCCUCAUAUAAAAACCUGAACUAAAUCAUUAAAAAGAGAAAAACCCUACAAAAGAAAGCUUAAACCUAUUACAAAUUGGAUAGCCAACCUGAUGAAUGUCUUAAAGUAUUAAUAGUUGAUGAUACUCCCUUUAAUAUCAUCGCCUUGAGUGCUAUGUUAAAUUAGGUGAUUUAUAAUUGUAAACUCUAUAAAGCCUUCAAUGGAAAACAAGCUUUUGAUUUAUACUCUAAAGAAUAAAUGAGUGUAAUUUUUAUGGAUGUUAAUAUGCCAGAAAUGGAUGGAUACUAAUGUACAUAAGAGAUAAGAAAAUUUGAAUAAAUGUAAAAAAUUACUCAAUCUCUGAUUAUAAUUGUCACUGCCUUCACAGGAUCUGAUGAUAAGCAAAAAUCUUAAAAAUGUGGAGCAAAUGAUCAUUUAGACAAACCUUUAAAUAUGGAGGAUUUAAAGAAAGUAAUUAAAAAAUUUGGUAUAAUUUGA
Paramecium octaurelia is the source of this 2490-nucleotide messenger RNA. The record is from the annotation of a GenBank genome assembly. Lineage: Eukaryota; Ciliophora; Oligohymenophorea; Peniculida; Parameciidae.